Phalaenopsis equestris is the source of this 3506-nucleotide messenger RNA. RefSeq names its product alpha,alpha-trehalose-phosphate synthase [UDP-forming] 6-like. Gene Ontology annotation, molecular function: catalytic activity. Gene Ontology annotation, biological process: trehalose biosynthetic process. Lineage: Eukaryota; Viridiplantae; Streptophyta; Magnoliopsida; Asparagales; Orchidaceae. The record is from RefSeq and is a predicted model, not a curated record. The coding region runs from base 659 to 3250 and encodes 863 amino acids. Gene Ontology annotation, cellular component: cytosol. The transcript has 3 exons.
UGCACGCGGACGAAUCAGCACGAGUGGUUCUCAAGCGAGUGCGUUCUUUUACUAAAACGGAGUGAAAUUAACAUCCGGACCCGGACUGAAAGUAGUCCCUGUCUCCAGCUUUGAGCUCCUCGUUCUAUAAAUCCAUCGCUGUAAGCUUUUACGCUCCUAUUUUUUCGAUUAGAUAAAAAAGAAGCUGUCGCCGGAGCUCAGAGGAUUGGCGUGUGGGAUUUGGGUAGCUAUCAAUGAUUCAAUUUAUCAAUAUCUUCUCUUUUGCUUGAUCUGGAAAGCUAAAGCUUCUUCCUUUAGCAGCAUGAAUCCGUGUAAUCGAUCUCAUCGCCGCUCUCUUUCUACUUCUGCGCGGCUUUCUGGUUGCUGCCGAUCCAAACUGCUUAGCUUCAUCCUGUUUUUGAACCUUUACUCUUGAAUAAAAAACAAGUCUUUUCGGUGUUCUGGUUGAGAUUUUAUAUGCUCGGUUUGAUUCGAUUCUUCGCGGAAGUUUCCCAAACUUAUCAGUCUCCAUUCCUUUUCAAAGUUCUGUCAAAACCCUAGCUUUCUUCUAGAAAAAGGAUUGCGAGAACCCUCUUUCUCUUCUAUAAAGAAAACGCUUUGUUGUUGAGUCUUCGACUACUGUCCAACUGUGUAAAGGGGGGAAACGUUUGGGUUUAAAAUGGCGUCAAGAUCUUACUCGGACCUCCUGGAGCUCGCUUCUGGGGAGCCAUCUUCCUUAGGGCAACUCAGGCGCCUGAUUCCCCGCGUCGUCACUGCUUCCGGCAUUGUACCGGAUAUAGACUCCUCUUCCUCCUCCGACACGGAUGAUAUAGACGGCGGAUCAUCUUCUUCCGGUCCUAAUGGCCGCACCAUCAUUGUCGCCAACCAGCUCCCAAUCCGCGCCCAACGAAACCAGGGUGGCGGCCGCGGAUGGACCUUCUCUUGGGAUGAAGAUUCCCUUCUUCUUCAGCUCAGGGAUGCGAUUGGUGACAGGGCAGGAGGUAUGGAGUUCAUCUAUGUAGGUUGCCUCAGCUAUGAAAUCCCUCUCUCCGAGCAAGAUGAAGUGUCGCAGGUCUUAUUAGAGAAGUUCAACUGCGUACCAACCUUCCUCCCACCUGAUCUCUUAUCUAAAUACUACCAUGGCUUCUGCAAGCAGCAUCUAUGGCCUCUGUUCCAUUACAUGCUUCCGCUAUCCGCAGAGCUUGGUGGUCGAUUCAAUAGAUCUCUGUGGCAGGCAUAUGUAUCUGCAAACAAGGUGUUUGCUGAUAAGAUUUUGGAAGUUAUCAGCCCAGAUGAUGAUUUUGUUUGGGUUCAUGACUACCAUCUCAUGAUUCUCCCCACCUUUCUCAGGAAGAGGUUUAACAGAGUAAAGCUCGGAUUUUUCCUCCAUAGCCCAUUCCCUUCUUCAGAGAUUUACAGGACUCUACCUGUCCGUGAAGAGAUUCUCCGAGCUCUACUCAACUCGGACUUAAUUGGAUUCCACACUUUUGAUUAUGCCCGCCAUUUCUUAUCUUGUUGCAGCCGGAUGCUCGGGCUUACAUAUGAAUCAAAAAGGGGGUAUAUUUGUUUGGAGUACUAUGGUAGAACUGUGAGUAUUAAAAUUCUCUCAGUUGGGAUUCAUAUGGGGCAGCUGAAAUCAGUUCUGAGUUUGCCAGGUACUGAGACGAAGGUUUUAGAACUUAUCAAGCAGUUCUCCAGCCAGGGUAGAACAUUGUUGCUUGGAGUUGAUGACAUGGAUAUAUUCAAAGGAAUCAGCUUGAAGCUUUUAGCUUUUGAGCAACUUCUGCUGCAACACCCUGGAUGUCAAGGUAAAGUUGUGCUGGUUCAGAUCGCAAAUCCAGCAAGAGGGAAGGGGAAGGAUGUGGUGGAGGUGCAGGAAGAAAGCCAUGCAAUGGUGAAACGGAUUAACGAAACCUUUGGCCGACCGGGGUAUGAUCCCGUAAUCAUGAUCGAUAAGCCGUUGCAGUUCUACGAGCGGGUGGCAUAUUAUGUGGUGGCAGACUGUUGUUUGGUGACUGCAGUGAGGGAUGGAAUGAAUCUCAUACCUUAUGAAUACAUCGUCUCGCGACAAGGGAACGAGAGAUUGGAUCAAGCACUGGGUCAUAGUCCUUCAAAGCCUAGAAAGAGCAUGUUGGUGGUAUCAGAGUUCAUUGGAUGCUCCCCGUCUCUGAGCGGGGCUAUUCGGGUGAAUCCAUGGAACAUCGACGCUGUAGCAGACGCCAUGGAUUCCGCAUUGGAAAUGCCGGAAGCAGAAAAACAGUUGAGGCAUGAAAAACACUAUAGAUAUGUGAGCACUCAUGAUGUCGGCUAUUGGGCUAACAGUUUUCUUCAAGAUUUGGAGAGAACUUGCAGGGAUCAUAUAAGGAGGAGAUGCUGGGGGAUCGGUUUCGGUCUAGGGUUCCGAGUUGUCGCUCUCGAUCCGAAUUUCAGGAAGCUGUCAAUGGAGCAUAUUGUAUCCGCUUACCGAAGAACGUGCACUAGAGCAAUUCUGUUGGAUUAUGAUGGCACUCUCGUUCCUCAAGCUUCGAUCGAUAAGAGCCCUAGCCAGCGAACAAUCGAGAUGCUUAACAUUCUGUGCCGUGAUAAGAACAAUGUCGUCUUCCUCGUUAGCGCUCGUAGCCGUCGCACGCUCAGCGACUGGUUUUCACCCUGUGAAAAUCUGGGCAUUGCCGCCGAGCAUGGCUAUUUUCUAAGGCUAAAGAGAGAUGAUGAAUGGAAGACAUGCGUUCCAGUGGCUCACUGUAGCUGGAAGGCAAUUGCAGAGCCUGUAAUGAGUCUGUACACUGAAACCACUGAUGGAUCCACCAUUGAAGACAAGGAGACCUCCAUGGUUUGGUGCUAUGAGGAUGCAGACCCUGAUUUUGGAUCUUGCCAAGCUAAGGAGCUUCUCGAUCAUCUUGAAAGCGUGCUCACUAACGAGCCUGUAUCAGUGAAGGCUGGUCAGAACAAUGUAGAAGUCAAGCCUCAGGGAGUAAGCAAAGGUCUUGUGGCGGAGCGGCUGCUUUCAACCAUGAGAGAGAGAGAAUUGUUACCAGACUUUGUGCUUUGCAUAGGAGAUGACAGAUCCGACGAAGAUAUGUUCGAAGUGAUAACCGGAGCCGUCGACGGCCCUUCGUUGUCGCCCUCAGCAGAGGUUUUUGCGUGCACGGUGGGGCGAAAGCCGAGCAAGGCGAAGUACUAUUUGGAUGAUGCAGCUGAGAUUGUUAGGUUGAUGGAGGGCUUGGCUUCAGUCUCUGAACAAUCCUUGGAGACAUUUGUGUCUGCACAGUAGAAGAACUAGUUCAGAAAAAUGGGAUAAAUCUUCGCUAAUCCCUUGUGCGUUCUACGUAAUGUUUUUCAUUUUAUAAUUUUUGUCAUGAUGGAAAAAUUGUUUUUUUUUUUUUUUUGAAUCUGUUAAACUUGUGAAUAUGUUUCAUUGAGAACACUUUUCAUUAGUGGUAAAAUUUUUGUGUUCUAGAACUCUUAGCAGAUGCGGCACUGUUAAUGAAUGUAUCACUGUAUCUGGCUAAGACUUAGCCAAACUUCAG